AUGUUCGAAUUUUUCAACAAGACAUGGGAAUCAUUUCAACAUAAUUAUCGUUGUAGCGGAAUGUCGCUGUGCAGAGAUCCCAAAUUCCAAGACCUAAAAACAUAUGUCGAAUGUCACGAAAAGGAUCAACUAAGCAUUUAUCAACAAUUGCUGAGCGACCCCGAACGUUUCAAUAAAUACACUCGUUUUAUUGACACUCCUGAUGGUACUGUGCUGUUUGACUUCUCCAAACAUCGGAUUUCUGACAUUUCUUUCGACAAGUUGAUGGACGUGGCUCGCUCUCGUAGUGUGGAAGACAUGCGUGCGGCCAUGUUCAGCGGCGAACGUAUCAACUUCACCGAAAAUCGUGCCGUACUUCACAUUGCACUUCGCAACAGGAGUAACACACCAAUCCUUGUCGAUGGGAAAGAUGUAAUGCCAGAUGUAAACCGAGUUCUGGCUCAUAUGGAAGAUUUUUGUAAUCAAAUUAUCAGUGGAUCUUGGACCGGUUACACAGGACACAAGAUCACCGAUGUUGUCAAUAUUGGAAUUGGCGGCUCUGAUCUCGGUCCUCUGAUGGUCUGCGAGGCUCUCCGACAUUAUCAAAUUGGGCCCAACGUUCACUUUGUGAGCAAUGUGGAUGGCACUCAUAUUGCUGAGGUUACCAAGAAGCUCAAUCCAGAAACCACAUUGUUCAUUAUUGCAUCGAAGACCUUCACCACUCAGGAAACCAUAACUAAUGCAGAAACAGCAAAGGAAUGGUUCCUCAACAAGGCGGGAGACAAGAGUGCUGUUGCCAAGCAUUUCGUAGCUCUUUCUACCAAUGUCCCCAAAGCCACGGAGUUUGGAAUUGACCCCUCAAACAUGUUUGAAUUCUGGGAUUGGGUAGGAGGAAGAUAUUCCCUGUGGUCGGCGAUUGGUCUCUCUAUUGCUGUUCACAUCGGAUUUGACAACUUCAGAAAACUUCUAGAAGGUGCACAUGCGGCGGAUCAACACUUUGUCAACGAGCCCCUCGAUCGCAAUUCAAAUCGUAUAUGGUGCGAGAAUACAGCCAUGCGGCGUGCUACGCGGUAUGACCAAUAUCUUCAUCGGUUCGCCGCCUACUUCCAGCAAGGUGACAUGGAAAGUAACGGAAAAUUUGUGACCAGGCAAGGCCACCGAGUGGACUACUCUACUGGACCAAUUGUGUGGGGUGAACCCGGCACCAACGGUCAACAUGCGUUCUAUCAACUCAUUCAUCAAGGCACUAGGCUGAUUCCCUGUGACUUCAUAGCUCCGGCUAGAACACUUAAUCCAGUUCGUAAUGGCUUGCAUCAUCAGAUUCUUCUCGCCAAUUUCCUAGCGCAGACGGAGGCAUUAAUGAAGGGUAAGACCCAUGAAGAAGCAGAAGCCGAGUUAAAAGCUGCAAAGACUCCAGCUGAUAAAAUAGCCAAAAUUCUUCCACACAAGGUAUUCGAAGGAAACCGUCCGACAACGUCGAUUGUGCUGCCAGUAGUUUCUCCAUUCACUCUUGGUCUGUUGAUAGCUUUGUACGAACACAAAAUCUUCGUACAAGGAGUAGUUUGGGACAUCAACAGCUACGAUCAGUGGGGGUAA
Molecule: messenger RNA, 1575 nt
Organism: Cooperia oncophora
Lineage: Eukaryota; Metazoa; Nematoda; Chromadorea; Rhabditida; Trichostrongylidae
Source: the annotation of a GenBank genome assembly